CGAUGCAUUGAUGGCAUCCUGUCACGGUGGAAGCGAUUACUUCACGUUUGUACCAGCAGGCAUGAAGGCGUUAAAAAUGUAGGUGCAUCUUUUGUUGAGCGGAGGCUAUUAUAAUAGAUACACGCUCGUCCCGUGCUGCAUUAGCCACUACUGCUGGAUGUGGAGAUCACAAAGUAUUAUCCUGGCGGAGUAGGAGGAUGUACAGGCUUGUGUCCAAGGCGGCGGUGGUGAUUAUGGUGAGGAUCAUCUUAGCGCAGGAUCCUCAACCAGAGGUUGAAGGGCCAACAAUCAUCUCAUCUCUUUCACCUUUGUCACCUGGAGAGGAGCGUGUACUUGCCUUACAAGAAUCUGGGAUACCCUCAGCCCUUAGCUACGCCCGUCUUGCAGCACCGCCUUUCCCUGUGCUAUCCUCCUUCACUACCUGCUACUGGCUGCGGCUCACCAGGUUUCGUGAGGAGUCCACGCUUAUGUCCUAUGCUGUGUCUGACGACCGCGACAAUGAACUCAGAAUGGGGCAGGAGCAGGACCGGUUUGGGGGUGGAUUUCAAAGAGACCAGAGUUUCAGUGGAGAGAUCACCCAGCUCAACUUCUGGUCAUCAGUGCUCAGCCCAUCAACAAUCAGCAAGAUAGCACGGUGUGAAGAAGAACAAGAAGGGAAUGUUCUCAGCUGGUCCUCGCAGCGCUGGAACAUAUCUGGGGAGGUGGCAUGGAAAGUGUGGCAGAAGGAAGACAUAUGUAACCGCCAGCGUCGGAGAGUCACAUUCUUUCCUGAUAGAUUUUCUCUCAAGGCCUCUCUCCAUUUAUGUAAGGUGGUGGGAGGCAGUGUGAUGGUGCCACUGGAUGACCAAGAAAACAUGAGACUGUAUGAAAGGUCUCAAGGAAGAGCCACUUACUGUUCCAAGGGACAGGGCUCCUCAUACCUGUGGAUGGGUGCCACAGACUCUCGGCAGGAGAGGCUGUGGGAAUACUGGGAGACAAAUGAACCUGUCUCAUGGGAAGGCCCAUGGCGAGGCUCAGGACCUAAUGGCGGCACGGCAGAGAACUGUUUGGUUAUGCUGAGUGGCACUUUCCCCUCCCGGUGGUCUGAUAUUGCUUGUCUUGACUCAUAUGAGUUUUGUGUCCCUUGUGAGUUCCCACAGCUGUCCACCCUAUACUUAAAGGGACCAGCUGUCUGUCCCAACUCUCCCUUCAAUCAAGAGUAUGUGCUGGGGGCUGAAAGGGGAGGCCGUCCUGCACUUCAUGGCUUCUUCCACUCUGACAUUUAUUGGGAAACAGGCAACAAGUCUUGGACCAUACGCUCCCUGAAGGAGGAAGGAGCAACUGCACUAUGGCAGCCCCUGCGGGAGGGCAAUUAUCCUUUUGGGACCAAGACAUGGAAGCUGGCCGGUGAAGUGUGCAACAUCCUGCCAGGUACACUGGUCAACCUCACACUUUCUGUCUGUCGCAAUGACCAAUUCACUUGUUCUGAUGGCACCUGUAUUCCUCUUGAGAACCGAUGUGACCUGCGCAUUGACUGUGGAGACCAGAGUGAUGAAGCGCAAUGCUCUGUUGUUCAGCUGCCACAAGGUUAUCGCAAUACCAUUCCUCCUCCACCCACUCAAGAAGGCAGUCCACUUCAGGUCCUGAUCUAUAUUAACAUCAUUGCUUUCCCAUCCAUUGUGACACAAGACUUAACAUACGUCUCAACAAUGUCCCUCAGUCUGCAAUGGAAAGAUGUCCGUCUCAGUUAUCUCAACCUGAAAGAUGACCGCACUCUCAACCUACUCUUUGGAGAGGCCGUAGCCAGCAUCUGGACACCAAGGGUAUUCUUCAGUAAUGCCCAGGGUAAUAUCUUCACCAAUCUUGACCAGGGGGCACGAGUGGAAGUAGUGCGCCAAGGUACCUCUAAGCCAGCUCCUCCUCACCUCACCCAUGAAAUGAAUAUCUUCUCUGGUCUUGAAAACAGUUUGGAAACGAGUCAGCUCUACACCCUCACCUACACCUGUGACUUUGACCUCAUCAUGUUCCCCUUCGAUGCUCAGGUGUGUUUCCUACGCUUUACACUGGUGUCAGCAGCAGCAACUUACAUGCAGCUGGUGCCUGCUGCUGCCAAUUAUUCAGGACCACCAGCACUUAUUGAGUAUACCAUUGGUCGACUGGACAUGGAAAGAGUCUCUGGAGGGGAGUUUUCAACUAUACAAGUGAAUGUGAGAUUUAUUAGGCGAUAUGGCUUCUACCUCCUCACCCUCUACAUCCCCACCACCCUCCUGAUGGUCAUUGCCUAUGCAACUUUCUUCUUCAAGAUCGAUGACUUCAACUCCCGCAUUGUGGUGGCACUGACAGCCCUGCUUGUCCUUGCCUCACUCUUCACCCAGGUGAUCAGCAAAGACGCAGAGGCACAAGAAGAGAUCCCCACCUUUGCUCCAUCCACUCCAGAGAAGAAAAAUAAUAUGGCCUUAAUGGUAUUUGGCCGCAUCCUAGUUCCUAUAAUUUUCCUCAUCUUCAAUCUUACCUAUUGGGGUUCAGCCCUCACGCACCUGGCCAACCUAGAUACAUGAGCACAAGUACCAAGAGGAAAAAGUAACAGUGAACACAGGAAGAGAGAGAGAGAGAGAGAGAGAGAGAGAGAGAGAGAGAGAGAGAGAGAGAGAGAGAGAGAGAGAGAGAGAGAGAGAGAGAGAGAGAAAUAGUAAUUAGUUCUCUUUGGUCUCAGUUUAUAUUUUCUGCAGACAUGCACAGCUGUUAUUACGUAUGACUGAAAUAGAUUUGUAAGUUUGCAUCUGAGAAAUUCAGACGAUAUUACUACUGUAGAUUUUUAUCGAUUGAUUUCCAAUAUCCUUUUUUUUUUUUUUUUUUUUUUUUUUUUUUUUUAUACCAUGUGAGCUUUUCACAGGAAUUUAUGGGCUAAAGGGGAUACUUUUUGGGGUACCUCCUCUCUCAAAGCCCACCUGCUAGAAAACCGCUGCCCCAAGUGAGGAAGCCCAACCUACACUCCGAUCGUGGACAGGAUUCGAACCCCAAACCACGCAUGUUUCCAGUGUACCACGGUACAAAAUAUAUAUUUAGUUGCCUUCAAGAGAAAAAGCAAAAGUAGAUAUACCAGAUGUUUGCACUGUACUAUUAAUAACUUUAGAUAGUAGAUGCACCAGCAGGUGCUUGCAGUACAUAUUAAUGAUUUUGGAUGUUAAUAAAGUUAUAUUAGCUACAGCCAACUGUUUUAGUGCUUUAAUAUUUUACAGAUUAAAUUAUGUGACUCACUGUUAUAUUUGCUUUAAAUGACUUUUUGGAAAGAAUAUUCAUGGACAAUGGAAAAACCCAUGACACCCUACUCAAAAUUA
Molecule: messenger RNA, 3317 nt
Organism: Portunus trituberculatus (swimming crab)
Lineage: Eukaryota; Metazoa; Arthropoda; Malacostraca; Decapoda; Portunidae
Exons: 11
Coding region: 198-2537 (779 amino acids)
Biological process (GO): nervous system process; chloride transmembrane transport; chemical synaptic transmission
Cellular component (GO): neuron projection; synapse; membrane
Molecular function (GO): extracellular ligand-gated monoatomic ion channel activity; chloride channel activity; transmembrane signaling receptor activity
Source: RefSeq, a predicted model, not a curated record